Messenger RNA from Spodoptera frugiperda (fall armyworm), 1097 nucleotides. RefSeq lists its product as uncharacterized. The record is from RefSeq and is a predicted model, not a curated record. Lineage: Eukaryota; Metazoa; Arthropoda; Insecta; Lepidoptera; Noctuidae. The coding region runs from base 77 to 949 and encodes 290 amino acids. The transcript has 3 exons.
UCUGUCAAAUGUCAAUUUUUUCAUUUCCUCGCGACGAUAAACUACUGAAAGUAAUAAAAAACUAAUAUUGUUCACAAUGCUGUUCGGAAGCUCGGAGGCGUUGAUGAGUUGUGAUUCGGAUCACCAUUUCGAAUUACUUACAAGGGAUAGAAACAAAUGCACUUUAAUAGCUGACAUAAUUGUUUUACAAUGUGUCUGUGUAUGGGUAGGAGCAGCAACGAUCCUCAGUUGCGUUUGGACUCCAGAGUAUUCAACGCGGGACUACGACAAAUUGGCUCGAAUCAUGUACCUGUAUGAUUCCGAGGCCUGUGGCUACCAGCUCAAGAAAGCCAAGAUGAUAUCAAACUUGCAGAUCAGUAAUGAGACGUAUGACCUUGAUGUUCUUCCCAUCAAAUGGCAGCCAGCUAUCACCACUGUGUCUACUCGUCUCUCAGCUAAGACAAGAAAAUACAUAGAAUUAAGCUUAACCUUCCACGUUCUAUGGUUCUUUCUAGCCAUUGCGUUUCGGGUCAUCAUGAAGAAUAACUCGGAUAUACGCGCUUUGAAAUUCGCUCUAGAUAUAUUCUUCUACAGCUGCGUCAUCAUUGUCGGUUUUGACUUCUCAAUGGCAAUAGUCUACGUCACGCAUAUCAAGCAGAGCUUAACUAAAGGAAUGAUAUUGAGGUACAGUGGAUGGAACAUCGAUCUGAAACUAGACAGCUAUGAUAACUUCGCCGGCUGGCUCCCAAUCCUAGCCUCUGUAUGCUGGCUACGGGGUAUUGUAUUCUUCAUGAUCAAUGUGUACUUCUGUAAAGUUAUCAGAAUUAUCUUAAAAAAGAUCAGGAGGAAAGAGUUCAGAAAGAAAUGGCCUGUCGAUCAGUAUAAUCCGUUCCCCGAACCACGACAACUUGAAUCUGAUGACAAUAAAAUCCUAGUGUACAGGUUGGGGGAGCAAAACCCUCAAAUUUAAUUAAAAUAUUCGGUGAUUUAUAUUAAGAUUUAAUAUCUAUUAAGUAUAUAACACUAAAACCAAUUUGAACCUUAGUGAAAAGGAAAUAGAGCUCAUUUUUUGCAAUAAAAAAGUUCGUAAAAGUAACAGACUUUUAUUAUAUAGAUUA